UGUGUGAAAUGGAUUCCUGGAACUCAGACUCAAGUUGCUCAAACUGGGGAAGACAAAAUGCUAAGAGUGUGGGAUACGAGGAACAUGCAACCUGCAUUUACAUUUCCUGCUCAGCAAUACUUUCAGACGUACUGUGAUUGCUCAAGAGAUGGACAAUUUAUUUUGACAAGUAGCAAUGGAUUCAAUGGAAAGGGUUGUGAAGCCACUCUUUGGGAUGUGAGAGCACAGCAAAUGAUCUGUUGGUACAUUGGCCACUACCAAACUACAUCAGCUUGCAUUUUUCUUCCUCCUUUGGAACACGGUUGGACUAAAGAUCUAAUUGCUACAGUUUCACACGAUUCAACAGUGAAAAUCUGGGAAAGAGAAGGAACAGAAUGUAUUACCACUCUUGACUGUGCUGGAGCCGGUCCAUUGACAGAUCUUUGCGCAUGGGAUGACAGUAUAUGCAUUUCCACAACAAAUAUGGGUGUGUUCCAGUGUGUGUUGGACUUUCAUGAAGGCAAACCACAGCUCAGGAAGAAAUGCCAAUUUUAGCUUUUUUCAACAAGUGUAAUGUAUACUGUAUAAUUUAAACUAAAACAACUAAAACUGGAAGUUUUAAGAUAGGAAUUUUUAAAAAUUUCCAAGACAAGUUUAAGUUGUCGUCAAGUAUGUACUUUUCCAUGUUAGUUUAUUUAUGAGUCAGGCUUGAACCUGACACCAUUCGAUUUUACUAUUUUAUUAACACUUUAUUUAGAAAUUGAUGCCUCUCUGUCAAAAGAUUGUAGAUUGCACCCAUCUUUUAAUUUUUUCAGAAUUUUGUAUUUAGAACUAUUAAAAUCUAUGGUAUAGUUAAAUGUAAAGCACCAUUUCAUAAUUUGCUAGUUGAAACUAAUUCACAACCUGAACAAUGGAUCAAUGUCCUAUCAUGAACCAUUUAAAUACCAUAUGUUUAAUUAAAAUUAAGAAAUGCAACAAUGAUGUUAUGAUCUGUUUUCUACUCUCUGGUUACUUGUAUAAUCCCUAUACAUUUUUCGUUCUUAUAAAAUGAACAAUGUAGGCCAGGGAAAACGGUAUUUCACAAGGGGGCA
Orbicella faveolata is the source of this 1070-nucleotide messenger RNA. RefSeq names its product WD repeat-containing protein 31-like. The record is from RefSeq and is a predicted model, not a curated record. NCBI's taxonomy places the organism in Eukaryota, Metazoa, Cnidaria, Anthozoa, Scleractinia, Merulinidae.